AUGAUGAGCAUCAAGUCCCUUCUUGUCUCGGUUCUCCUCAUCGGAGCAGUCCAGGCAGACGACUCAAAGGAUCUCAGCAAACAUAAUUGUUGUCUCCAUAUCAAAGAUGCCAGUGACGCUUGGUGGAUGACAAACCCCGACAUCACCAAAGAAGUCUGCAAUUCGUACUACAAGGAUGUCCAAGAUUGGGACGUGCGACGAGCACAAGAAUGGGACUAUCAAGGAUGCGGACUGGAAGAGCAAGUGUAA
Messenger RNA from Fusarium mangiferae, 249 nucleotides. RefSeq lists its product as uncharacterized. The record is from RefSeq and is a predicted model, not a curated record. The coding region runs from base 1 to 249 and encodes 82 amino acids. The transcript is spliced from 3 exons. NCBI's taxonomy places the organism in Eukaryota, Fungi, Ascomycota, Sordariomycetes, Hypocreales, Nectriaceae.